This is a messenger RNA of Cherax quadricarinatus, 4080 nucleotides long. NCBI's taxonomy places the organism in Eukaryota, Metazoa, Arthropoda, Malacostraca, Decapoda, Parastacidae. The record is from RefSeq and is a predicted model, not a curated record.
CUUAACCACAACAACAACAUUAAUAACAACACAGAAUGUUCUUGCUUCCUCGCUAUUUAUUACUCAGCUUUAACGACCUGAAAUAAACAGUUUAUGAGAUUUAUUCUUGACCUGCCGCUGAACCAGCUCACCAGAGGAUUUACCCCUGUACUGCUGAUAGUGUAAUGAAGCUUGUGUAAGUGGCAUAAACACUGCAAUAUACAGUGGACCCCCGCAUAACGAUCACCUCCGAAUGCGACCAAUUAUGUAAGUGUAUUUAUGUAAGUGUGUUUGUACGUGUAUGUUUGGGGGUCUGAAAUGGACUAAUCUACUUCACAAUAUUCCUUAUGGGAACAAAUUCGGUCAGUACUGGCACUGAACAUACUUCUGGAGUGAAAAAAUAUCGUUAACCGGGGGUCCACUGUACUUAGGAAGAGCACUAUGUACCAACAGUGCAAUAAUACAUGUGAUGUUACUUAUGUUAUUUGAGUUCUAGUUUCUCACAAUUAUAUUCCUGACUUUUACCAGUCAUUGUAUUAUACUGUGGCUGAAACUCAUUAAAGCUUAGUUUUGAGGGAAUAAUUAUAUUUAUCAUGCUGUGUUGUAUGAUAAAUAUAAUUUAAUUUAUUUAAAUGUUUACUCAAUACUAAAAAAAACAUUCUUUGCACUUGUUGUUAGUAAACUUCAUAAUGUAGGUUAUUGAUAAAAUAACUUAACAUAAGAAUUAUUUAAACUGCUGCAGAGAAAAAACUUUUUUGUGAGUCAAAUUUAUUUUUACAUCGUGAAUGCAUGACUAUUGAAGUCUGAGUACCUUCACGUGAAUACGAUAAAAUCACCGUAUAUCAAUGUUCUAUACAUUUUUCAGAACUUUUGAGAAAGCUUUAAGAACUUACAUCUAAUUUUUUAUAUUUUCCUGGCAUGGUAUAACACAUACAGGUUUAGGGCUUCCACUUGUUCAUAAUAUAAAAAUACAGUAUUAUAGAAAUAUAGUAAUUUUAAUUUUAAUUAAAAAAUAUAGUAAUUUUAUAUUUAGUUAGGUAUUCAGUAUGUCUGAAACACUUGAAAAAGAAUCCGUUCAAGCGACACAAACUAUAGAUCACAAAGAAGAAAAACUAACUCAGUAUUCAGAAUGCUUUAAAGAUGUUUCACACAUGUCUCAGCUUAUAUCAUACACUAGAAUUAUUACAAGUGAAAAAACAUUUCAGUGUUCAGUAUGUCUCAAAGACUUUCCAGAUAAAUCAAAUUUAAUAAAUCACAAAAGAGCUCAUGAUGAAGAGAGUCCAUAUCAAUGUUCAGUGUGUCUGAAAGACUUUUCCAAAAAAUCUUAUUUAGCAAGGCACAAGAAAAUUCAUUCUGGAGAAAGACCAUAUCAGUGUUCACUGUGUCUAAAAGCCUUCUCCAAGAAUUCUCAUUUAGUAAGACACAAGAGAAUUCAUACUGGAGAGAAACCAUAUAAGUGUUCAGUGUGUCUAAAAGACUUUAUUCAAAAAGCAAAUUUAAUAAGACACGAGAUAAUUCAUAGUGGAGAGAAACCAUAUCAGUGUUCAGUGUGUCUAAAAGGAUUUUCAGAAAACUCUCGUUUAGAAAGACACAAGAGAAUUCAUACUGGGGAGAGACCAUAUCAGUGUUCAAUGUGUCUUAAAGACUUUGUCCAGAAAGAGAAUUUAAUAAGACACGAGAUAAUUCAUACUGGAGAGAGACCAUAUCAGUGUUCAGUGUGUCUAAAAGGAUUUUCAGAAAAGAAUGUUUUAUUAAAACAUGAGAAAAUUCAUACUGGAGAGAAACCAUAUCAGUGUUCAGUGUGUCUAAAAACCUUUUCCCAAAAGUCUCAUUUAGUAUCACAUGAGAAAAUUCAUACUGGAGAGAAACCACAUCAAUGUUCAGUGUGUCUAAAAGAUUUUUUAACAAAGUCUAAUUUAGUAUCACAUAAGAGAAUUCAUUCUAAAAAGAAACCAUUUCAAUGUUUAGAGUGUCUAAAAAUUUUUUCACAAAAUGCAGGUUUAAUCAACCAUUUAAGAAUUCAUACUGGAGAGAAACCAUAUCAGUGUUCAGAGUGUUUAAAAAAUUUUUCAACGAAAGCUAAUCUAAGAUGUCACAUAAGAACUCACACUGGAGAGAAACGUUAUCAGUGUUCGGUGUGUCUCAAAAAAUUCUCUGAAAAGCCUCUUUUAAUAAAGCAUGAGAGAAUUCAUACUGGAGAGAAACCUUAUCAAUGUUCAAUAUGCCUAAAAGCCUUUGCCCAAAAGUCUACUUUAGUAUCGCAUGAGAGAAUUCACACUGGAGAGAAACCAUAUCAGUGCUUAGUGUGUCUAAAAGGUUUUCAUCAAAAGUCUCAGUUAGUAUCACACGAGAGAAUUCAUACUGGAGAAAAACCAUAUCAGUGUUCAGUCUGUCUAAAAUACUUUUCCCAUAAGGUUAAUUUAACAUCACACAAGAAAAUUCACACUAGAGAGAAACAAUUUUAGAGUCUAAAAGACUUAUAACAGAGUGUACCUGGAGAGGGUUGCAGGGGCCAAUGCCCCUGCAACCUGAUCUGAGACCAGGCCUCAUGGUGAUUAGAAGACAUUAUAAUGUCUGAUCUAGUAAUUUGUUUUAAUAUUUCCUAUGGGAAAAUUGUAUCAGUGCUCCAAGUGUAUAAAAGUCCAUUUAUGUAAAUGAAAUUAGUGCAUAUGAGAUUAUUUGUAAAAGAAACCAUAUCUCAGUGUCACUAAACUUUUCUGAAAAUUGUACUCAUAAGUUAUAUAUGAUGGAUGGAUGGAUCUGUGUCCAGUGUCUAAUAUUUUUCAUUCUGGAGCACUGAUAAAUUUAUUCCAUAAAAAUUAUAAUGCUAAUUAUGAAGCUGAUUUGUUGCUCCAUCAAAAAAAGAAGUUUUGACAUUAAGUUUUAAGUAGAACUAUGUUGAACAUUACAGUAUAUGGUACUAAGAUGCAUGUUGAACAUUACAGUAUGAGGUACUAAGAUGCAUGUUGAACAUUACAGUAUGAGGUACUAAGAUGCAUGUUGAACAUUAUGGUAUGUGGUACUAAGAUGCAUGUUGAACAUUACUGUACGUUGUACUAAGAUGCAUGUUGAACAUUACAGUAUAUGAUACUAAGGAGCACGUUUUAAGAUUAUUGUAGAUUAAUUUAUUUAUUGCUUUGGCUUCAUGUGUUUACCUGGAGUUUACCUGGAGAGAGUUCCUGGGGUCAACGCCCCCGCGGCCCGGUCUGUGACCAGGCUACUGAUAAAAGAACAGUUUUGUUCACAAAAUGGACAGGGAUACAUUACACUUAACUAUUAUGACUGUUCAUGUAUUUUUGAAGUAGGUAUCCAAAAGUAGAAAAAUACUCUUAAAUAUAACUUAAUCCAAGAAAGUGUGCAUGAAAGUACAGAGCAGUUUUUAAAUUUUCUGUGGUUACUUCCACACAAAUUUUGCUGAGAAUAAGACAAAGCUUUGGAGUGAGAUUAGUUGGUUAAGUCUAGGGUAUAAAUGGACUUGAUAGCAGAUACGAAAGUGUAGAUACUGGGAAGAAAGAUAAAAUACUAUUUUAAGAAGCUGUUAAAUGUUGAAGGGGAAACAGUGAUUUCAUGCAUUUGUCAGAGGUAUAGAAUCAUCUGAGAUGACGCUGGUGGGGAUAUACUUAGUUUGUGGUGGUUGGUGUAUUUGUUUAAUAUAUGCAUAAAAGAAAAGAGGGUACAUAAGGAUUCAAAAAGCAUGCAUAGUUUUAUUGUAGAAGGGAAACUGGGACAAGAGAGAGAGUGUAAAAAUUAAUAGGGGAAUAAAUCUGUUGAGUACAUCAGAUAAAAUGUAUGGUAGAAUCAUUAUUGAUAGUUAAAGACAAGACAGACAGUAGGUGACGAAGACGCAUACAACGCUAGGUAUGUGUAUUGUUGAAAUGUUUCAUUGUGUAGUAGGAUUCAUCAGUCGAAUACCGAAUUGAAUAGAGAGAGAGUUUUCAGGUACUGAUUAUCUUAAAACUCUCCACUUUUACUGUUUGUUGUGUUGUUAUCACUGUAUUGGAUGAUGAUGCCUGCUGUGCAGGCAAAAUGUUUCAACAAUAAACAUAUCUAUCAUUGUAUGUGUACUCGGCAACUUUUCAGUAUCGUAUCAUAGGUUUUUUU